Molecule: messenger RNA, 2679 nt
Organism: Chrysochloris asiatica (Cape golden mole)
Lineage: Eukaryota; Metazoa; Chordata; Mammalia; Afrosoricida; Chrysochloridae
Gene: C7
Product: complement component 7
Exons: 19
Coding region: 1-2679 (892 amino acids)
Biological process (GO): immune response
Cellular component (GO): membrane attack complex
Molecular function (GO): protein binding
Source: RefSeq, a predicted model, not a curated record
AUGAAGGAGAUGACUUGCUUCUGUGGUGUUCCAGAAGAGCUUUGGAACAAAAGAGAUUUGCUUUCCUCAGAGCUGGCUGUGGCCCAGCUGAACCUGGGUUGUAUGGUGCAGGACACCAUUCUCUCAAGGGGGCAGGAAUGUGGCCAGGCAUCAAACUUACUUAUUUUGGUUGAACUUAUAGGAGAGUUCCAAGUUUUUGUAAGUGGUUUAUCUCCAGUCAACUGCCAGUGGGAUUCCUAUGCCCCUUGGUCAGAAUGCAACGGCUGUACCAAGACUCAGAGUCGCCGGCAGUCAAUUGCUGUUUAUGGUCAGUAUGGGGGCCAACCUUGUGUCGGAAGUGCUUUCGAAAUGCAAUCCUGUGAACCAAGAAGAGGAUGCCCAACAGAAGAAGGAUGUGGAGAACGUUUCAGGUGUUUUUCAGGUCACUGCAUCAGCAAAUCUUUGGUUUGCAAUGGGGAUUCUGACUGUGAGGAAGAUAGCUCUGAUGAAGACAAAUGUGAAGACUCAGAAAGCAGACCUUCCUGUGACAUUGAUAAACCUCCUCCGAAUGUAGAACUUACUGGAAAUGGCUACAAUGCACUUACUGGCCAAUUUAGGAACAGAGUCAUCAAUACUAAAAGUUUUGGUGGUCAAUGCAGAAAGGUGUUUAGUGGAGAUAAAAAAGAUUUCUACAGACUGAGUGGAAAUGUCCUCUCCUACACAUUUCAGGUGAAAGUAAAUAAUGAUUUUAACUAUGAAUUUUACGAUAGUAGUUGGUCAUAUGUAACACAAACAUCAACAAUACAUACAUCAUCCAGUAUAAAGAAGUCCUUUUUCGGAUCUUCAUCUUCUUCUUCUUCACACAGUAGCACUUCAAAUAACCAUGAAAUCCAUAAGAAAAAGAGUUAUCAGUUGAUGAUUAUUCAGAAUACUGUGGAAGUGGCUCAGUUCAUCAAUAACAAUCCAGAAUUUUUACACCUUGCUGAGCCAUUCUGGAAAGAACUCUCCCAUCUCCCCUCCCUCUAUGACUACAAUGCUUAUAGAAGACUAAUCGACCAAUAUGGGACUCAUUAUUUGCAGUCUGGAUCCUUAGGAGGAGAAUACAAAGUUCUCUUUUAUAUAGACUCGGAAAAAAUGAAACAAUAUGGUUAUGAUUCAUUAAAUAUGAAGGAAUGUUCUUUCUCAGGCUUAAAUUUUGUCAUUGUUAAAACAUCAGAGAACAAAUGCAAGGACCUACUAGAUGCCUUAAAAUCAGCUUCAGGAAACCAGAAUAACGUGUUACAUGGGGUCCCGUUUGUCAGAGGCGGAAGUUCAGGCUUAAUAGCUGGCCUUAGUUUCCUAGAGCUGGACAACCCUGCUGGAAACAAAGAGCGAUAUUCUUCCUGGGCAGAAUCUGUGACUAGUCUCCCCCAAGUCAUAAAACAAAAGCUGACUCCUUUAUAUGAGCUGGUAAAGGAAGUGCCCUGCGCUUCUGUGAAGAGACUCUACCUGAAGCGGGCCCUGGAGGAGUACCUGGAUGAAUUUGACCCUUGCCAUUGCCAGCCUUGUCAAAAUGGUGGCAUGGCCACUGUUGAGGGGACCCAAUGUCAAUGCCAUUGCAAGCCAUACACAUUUGGUGCAGCAUGUGAGAAAGGCGACCUCGUGGAGGAUCAAGCAGGAGGGGUUGACGGAGGUUGGAGCUGCUGGUCUCCUUGGAGCCUCUGUGUUCAAGGGAAGAAAGCAAGGAGCCGAGAAUGCAAUAACCCACCUCCCAGUGGUGGAGGAAAAUUGUGUAUUGGAGAAACAUCAGAAAGCAGGCAGUGCGAAGACAAGGAGUUGGAGCAUUUUCGAUUACUUGAACCACACUGUUUUCCUCUGUCAUUGGUUCCAACAGAAUUCUGUCCAUCACCCCCUGCCUUGAAAGAUGGAUUUGUCCAAGAUGAAGGUUCCAUGUUUCCUGUUGGGAAAAACAUAGUAUAUACUUGCAAUAAAGGGUAUUCUAUUAUUGGAAAUCCUGUUGCCAGAUGUGGAGAAGAUUUGAAGUGGCUUGUUGGAGAAAUGCGUUGUCAGAAAAUAGCCUGUAUCUUACCUGCACUGAUGGAUGGCAUACAGAGCCACCCCCACAAGCUCUUCUACCCAGUGGGCCAGAAGGUGACUCUUUCCUGUUCAGGUGGCAUGUCCUUAGAAGGUCCUGUAACCUUUCUCUGUGGCUCCAGCCUAAAGUGGAGUCCUGAGAUGAAGAAUGCUCGGUGUGUGCAAAAAGAAACCCCUUUGAAACAGGCAGAGCCUGAAUGUCAGCGCUGGGAGAAACUGCAGAAUGCAAGAUGUGUUUGUAAAAUGCCUUAUGAAUGUGGAUCCUCUUUGGAUGUAUGUGCUCAAGAUGAGAGAAGCAAAAGAAUCUUGCCUCUGACGGUUUGCAAGAUGCAUGUUCUUGCCUGCCAGGGCAGAAAUUACACUCUUGUUGGUGGGGAGAGAUGUAUUCCACCGGCCACAGCCAAGAAAGCUUGUGGAGCUUGUUCACUAUGGGAAAACUGUGACGCUCAGAGCAGCCAGUGCGUCUGCCGAGAAGCCUUGGAGUGCAGCAAGGAAGACGGGUUUAGCGUUUGUGUGGAAGUGAACGGCCAGGAGCAGACGAUGACAGAGUGCAAGGCUGGUGCCCUGAGAUGCCGAGGGCAAAGCAUCUCCAUCACCAGCAUCAUGCCCUGUGCUGCAGAAACCUAG